Messenger RNA from Symbiodinium necroappetens, 1023 nucleotides. The record is from the annotation of a GenBank genome assembly. NCBI's taxonomy places the organism in Eukaryota, Dinophyceae, Suessiales, Symbiodiniaceae.
AUGCUCCGUGUAUUCUCCUCAUUCUCGGGAGAACUGGUAAUGGCCAUUCGCUCAGAGCAGGCUUCCAAUAUAGCUUCUGUAAAAAGGCAUCUGCAACGGGUACAUGGCAUCUCCUGUUACAGGCAGAAGCUACUUCACGACGGCAGGGUUCUAGCAGACUCUGAGGAGAUUACAUCGCCUGUCGAUCUCCUCGUGGUUCUGCUGCGCUUCGGGGAGGCUUCAGCACAAGAAAUGCAACGGUUCCAGAACGCCGCGAUCCAUGGUGAUGUGCGAGUGAUGAAGGAGAUGCUUCAAAGUUGCCACGACCCCAACUGCUCACAAGGCCUAACACCACUUGCCGUUGCAGCUUGUUGUGGCCAUCUGGAUGUUGUGGAGCUAGUGCUGGAGGCCGGUGCUGACACGAACAAGGGCGACGAGAGAACAGGGUUGACAGCCUUGGCAUUGGCCUGCCAGAAUGGUAGGUUGGAGGUUGCCAGGUUUCUGCUUGAGUCGGGUGCCGACAAAGACCAGAGCACCAGAACGGGGUUCACGCCGCUCUUUACAGCAUCUUGCCACGGACACAUUGAAGUUGUGAGAAUGCUGUUAAGCGCCGGUGUCAACUUGGACAUCGUCGUGGAGUCUGAGAAUGUUUGGGAGUGUGGCACGCCGAUUCUCACUGCUUGUCAGAAAGGCCAUGUGGAGAUUGCCAGGCUAUUAGUGGAGGCUGGUGCGGAUGUGGAAAAGCGUUCCAGAAGCAGGGGGAAAACUCCGUUCUUCCAGGCAGCAAUCUUAUCUUUCGAGAUGCCGCCACUGUCUGAGCGGAUGAACUUUGCGUACUACAUGUAUGCAGUUGCAACGGGGUCGUCUUUCAGAUGCAGGCGGCAUGUGCAGAUCGUGCAUUUGUUGCUUGACAACGAAAGACGCCUGCUGUCGCGCCUCUGGAAAAAAUUCGUCUACUACGUCCUCAUCAGAGUGGGCCUCAUCUUGCUCGUUCUCCUUCUCGUCAUACCUGUGCGGCUCAUUCGUCGCCUGCGUAAUAUAUAG